Messenger RNA from Dovyalis caffra, 1152 nucleotides. NCBI's taxonomy places the organism in Eukaryota, Viridiplantae, Streptophyta, Magnoliopsida, Malpighiales, Salicaceae. The record is from the annotation of a GenBank genome assembly.
AUGGAUGAACAUGACCUUCCUUUUAAAGUGGGUCAACUUGUAGAGGCAAGAUCUUUUCUUCAAGGUUACCGUGGUGCAUGGUUCCGUUGCAAGAUAAUAGAUGUCCACCAGAAAGAUACAGGGAUGCAGUAUGCAUUGCGAUAUUAUGACUUUCCAGAUGAAAAAGUAAAAUGGACAAAGCUACAUCAAUAUCCGAAGCCUAGACUCAAGAAUACAGAGAGGCAAUUGAUGGUGCGCCCUUGCUUUCCUUCUGUCUAUCGUGAAAGCAAAUUGCCUGAAAUCAAGGCCAUCUCAGAAGUGGUAGUAAUUGUGAAUGAUGUUUGGAACGUGGGAGAUCUCGUAGAUUGGUGGACUGAUGAUUGUUAUUGGUCUGGAACACUAACUGAAGCAUUAGGAAACGGUAAAUUUCAGAUCGAUUUGCUGCCACCUCCUGUUGGUGAAGGGUCAUCUUAUGAAGCUGACUCCAAGGACUUCCGACCAUCUUUAAGUUGGUCUCUGGAACAUGGUUGGACGGUGCCAAUUCCUUCGCUUGAAAUUGUGUUUUGCAAUAUGUCAGUGGUUCUUCUUUUCUACAUAAAUGGUGAAAUUGGGUAUCGACCAGCUUCUGUAGGGCGUUCUGCUAACUUGGCAGUCCAUGCGGUUGAUGAAGGGAGAAAGGACCCUGAGGCUACAGUUAAAGCAUCAUUUGAGCUGAAUGCUUCGUUUUCUUCUCAUAUUACAAAAAAUUCUUUACCACCUCCACAUAGAUCUGAGGGAAUGGCAAAAAGCCCUUUGAACCCUCCCAUAUCUAACAAGGCAUGUCCACCAGGAAGAAAGAUAGGCUUAGAUAUAACAAACGGUGGCGUUGCUAAAACUAGUUGCUCAGAUAGUGUUUCAAGUUCACAUGUUAGAGCCGGUGCAUCAGCUGAACUGGGCGGAAAUACUGGUGGUGACGAUAAUAAUGCCCCCCUGAAGAAGAUGAGAACUGACGGAGGCAUAUGUUUGAAUUCUAUGUGCUCUGAUACGAUAGAAGCCUCUAUUCUGGACCUAGAGAGGCUUGCAAACAGGGUAAAGUUGGCGAAGAGUACCUUGGAGAGUGGGACGGCUUUGUCAAAUACCGCAGGACCGUCAUGGAAGUUUUUGGAAUACCGCUCACCGUCCAGACCAAAGUGA